AUGGGAUUCUUUACUGAAGACAUACAAAAGACGUCUGUCUCGUUAUAUAUUGAGAGACUCUCCAAUCUGGAGGAGGUCGACUGGUAUCUGCUGCAGCAGUUGACCGAGUCUAUUCAAAUGCAAGCGAAUGGACCGAGAGAAGCUGUCGAGACCGUUCGAAAGAAGCUCAAACACGGUGGCACUCAACAAAAAUUGAGAGUCUUGGAGAUCCUUAAAUUGCUCAUGGAAAACUCAAAUCAACAAUUUCACAGACAAUUUCUGGCAAAUGAAAAGAUGAGAGAAAGGUUCGAGCUGAUGUUGACCUCCCCGGCUGAAAACGCUGCAGUUAAAAAGGAACUUGUUUCACUUUUAGGUGCUUGGGCAGUCAAGUAUAAGAGCGAGCCAGGAAUGAAGGCCAUUCAAGACUUGUUCGAGAUGGGAAGAGGUGGUGGACGUCGUGUGGUUACCCGACCAAGAGCGAAUACAGACACAAUGGACAGACAUCCUCAUAUACAAUCACCCUCUACACCAACUUCGAGACACAUGGACACACCCACUUCACCUCGUCGUCGCUCACCUUCGCCCAUUAGAGAGGAAAAACGUAGAUCGUUACCUCCAGCCAUGCCCUCCAAACCUGCUCAAUCAGUAGAGCGAUCACCACCACCAAAGAACAAAUCCAAACCUCGCAGCCAAAGCUCUGCAGCCACUACAAGCCGGCCCUCUCCAGCAUCAGGCAGUGCGGGCCCUACAAGAGUAUUCAACUUUGAGAAGGCCAAGCCUAAAAUUCUGGAGGAAAUUGCACUGGGAAACAGCAACGCCAACAACCUCGUCAACGCACUGAAAUUGAUCAACACAUCUGAAGAUAGAUGGGAAAUCGAUUUACAACACGACAAGCGUUUGCAAGGAUUCCAUGACAAGUGCGAGGAGUCCAAAAAGAGAAUUGUUCGAUACGCUAGAUUGGUGGAAGAUGAGGACUGGAUUGGCACUUUGUUAGCUACCAACGAGGGGUUGUUAAAGGCGUUGGAAAUGUACGACAUUAUGCUCGCUGGUGAAAUUCCUGCUGCUUGGUCGCAGGCUCAGCAAAAUCAACAGCAGUUACGUCUGGCAUAUCAGCAAUCAGAAGCACCACCAAAGCAAAUUCGCGCACCUCCUCCACCUCCUCUACCUCAGACAUUACAAAUCGAAGAUUCCUUUUCCAAUAUGCAAUUGACUAGACGUGAGCAGGAACCUGAGGAAGAGCUGGACCCUUUUGCUGAUCCCGUUACCCCUAUUGAAGAUGAAAAUCGAAGAGGCUAUUUAUAUUAA
Molecule: messenger RNA, 1284 nt
Organism: Mucor velutinosus
Lineage: Eukaryota; Fungi; Mucoromycota; Mucoromycetes; Mucorales; Mucoraceae
Exons: 7
Coding region: 1-1284 (427 amino acids)
Biological process (GO): endocytosis; actin cortical patch localization; actin filament organization
Cellular component (GO): actin cortical patch
Molecular function (GO): phosphatidylinositol binding; ubiquitin binding
Source: RefSeq, a predicted model, not a curated record